GUUACUGCAAGUCAACAUCGGUUACUUUUAUAUCGGAAGAACAGAAUUGGAUAGGAGACGAGUCAACAUUUUUAGGAAAGCUUGUACCUCAAUUAAGUAACCAAUAACGCCUCUCUCAUUCCUGUGGUCGUUGAAAAGAAUGGACUUUCACAAUUUGUCCAGGGAAGAGACAAUGGUUGGUGGUGGUGAUGCAUUCAUCGGCGUUGGGAGAUUUGCAAACUGUUGUACCUUUUGUAGUAGAUACUAUUACUCCAGGGAUAGGAAAAGUAUAAGCUUUGAAAAGCAAUUCGAAAUACUCUUAUCUGCUAAAAGUAGUAGUUUCAAUGGGCAUAAGGACUUCAUCAAAGGACUUGAGGCAACUGAUAAUCCUUGCAAGAUAUUUCACCCACAUUUCAGUCGCGACUGUCCAAAUAUUCACCUCCGAAAACAACUUUUCACUGAAUCCAAGAGGUUGAGUGGAGCAGAAGACGAGUUUUUACGUUCAAGUGUCACAGAUGGUGUGUUUCGAGAAAGUCAUCCGUCAAGUAGUCGGUCAGUGAAGGAAACGAGAGCCUCAACAAGUUUCUUUGACCCAACUGUAACGCGUUCGCGGGGUAGCUCUAGAAAAAUCUCAGCGAAUUCUACUUCGGCUAAGCUUCAUUCUAACAAUACAAGAGUUUCAAAGAAACCAGCUAGCCUUCAAGUCGUUGAAGCCAACGAAACUCCUGUUCCGUUUACAAGUUUUCAGUUGUCGAAGAAAAUUUUAGAGAUAUUGGAGGAACGGGGUUUGCGAGACGCGACGCCUAUUCAGUCUGCCACUUUUGAACUUAUAUACAGUGGCCGGGAUAUAAUUGGAAGAAGUCGUACUGGAACAGGGAAGACCCUUGCGUUUGUGCUCCCUAUUAUGCAGAAGUUGGUGGAGCAACUUGAAACUCACAAUAUUGAUCGAGUCUCGGAAAUUCAGUGCUUGGUUUUAGCUCCUACCAGGGAGUUAGCGAAGCAAGUGGAACAAGAAUUUUCGGCCUUUGCAAAAUGUUUUCGUUUUCGCACCAGUUGUUUUUUUGGAGGAUCAUCUUAUGAAGUUCAGCAACGUGCUAUUAAAAGAGGAAUCGAUAUUUUAGUAGCCACUCCAGGACGACUCAUUGAUCUUUUAGAGAGAGGAAGCGUUGAUUUACUGAAAGUUAAGUUUUUUGUUUUGGACGAAGCAGAUGAAAUGCUCUCAAUGGGUUUUGCUGAAGAUAUUGACAAGAUUUCGACCUACUUGCCACCAACUCGAGAGAGACAAACACUUUUGUUUUCAGCAACUAUACCACCAUGGGUCCAGGAACUUGCCAAAUCGAAUAAAAAUAAUCCUAUCAUAGUAGACGCGAUUGGAAACAAAGACACUAAGACGUCAACUACUGUUGAGCAUAUUGCUCUUCGUGUUCCUCCAACUGAGCUUUCUAGAAAGCUAAUACUUGAGUCUGUGAUAAGUGUGUACAGUGCAGAAAUGACCAAUUUUCGCUGCAUAGUAUUUGCAAGAACGAAGGCAGAAGUAGACUCCUUGGUUUCUAGUGGCCGAAUCCACAACGGUGCAGCACAAGCUUUACAUGGAGAUAUAACUCAAAAGCAACGAGAAAUCACUCUUUCCAAGUUCAGAGAAGGUUCAUUUCAAGUUUUAAUUGCAACAGAUGUAGCAGCUCGGGGUUUAGAUAUUAAUGGAGUGGAUUUGGUAAUACAGUAUCGUGUUCCGGAGGAUAUUGAUAUGUACAUUCACCGUGCUGGUCGUACCGGUCGAGCGGGAAGGCAAGGAACUUGUAUUAUUUUGUACACGGACGAAGAACGAAAUAAGCUUACUCUAAUGGAGAAUGUUUGUAAGAUCCGUUUUCGUUUAGAAAGCCCACCAUCUAUACAACAAGUGAUAGAAACGAAGGCCAAUGGUUUUUUACGUGCAUCUCAAGCCGUUGAAGGAAAAUGGGUUGAGCCACUUAUACCCGUUGUAAAGGAAUAUAUCGAAAGCUUACAUAUUGAAGGAGAAGAAAGAGAAAAACAGUUUCCUUUUGUUCUGGCUUCGCUGUUAGCUGUGGCAAUGGGUCAGCUGAAUAUGCCGCAGGUGAGUAUAUUAAGCGGUGAGGAGAAUAUGUGUCCCAUACUCGUCAAAUCCAAAACAGUCUUAACUGUAAGUUAUAUUGUCCGUAUCGUUUCACGUUUGUUGGAGGACAAAGGUUUUGAGAGCAGAGUUGGACUUGUAUCAAUUUGUGCUGAUACGAAAAUGGCUGUGUUUGAUUUGAAGAAUGAUAUAGCAGAGAGAUUUGUACGAGAAGCAAAUAGAUCGAUGGAGUCGUCGAAGAGUCUAAGCCACCUUUUAUUUGAACUAUGUAGCGUGAUUCCACCUCUUUUGGAACCGAAUACUGCUAAAAGUUUAGAACGGAAACGAGAAUAUCAUCGAAGAAGUUGAAUUUUCCUUAAAGAGCUUAAAUAAAAAAAUUUCUUGAGUAGGAAAUGAUGACAUUGGAUAAUCAAUUUGGUGGGAUAAUUGAGAUGCAUG
This is a messenger RNA of Galdieria sulphuraria, 2506 nucleotides long. Its product is annotated as ATP-dependent RNA helicase. Lineage: Eukaryota; Rhodophyta; Bangiophyceae; Galdieriales; Galdieriaceae. The record is from RefSeq and is a predicted model, not a curated record. Bases 140 to 2416 code for a protein of 758 amino acids. Gene Ontology annotation, molecular function: ATP binding; RNA helicase activity; RNA binding. The transcript is spliced from 2 exons.